AUGGCUGAUGUUGGCUACAACCAGACAUCACAAGGCACCUGGGUCGAAGGCGACGCGAUCCUCUACCGGGGCGUCGCAGCGAUACUUUGCAAGAACACCACUCUCCAUGUGGCGCUGGAAGGUGCGCAAGAGCCCAUCAGCGUAAGCUUGGGACGUGGCGGGGUCGCUCUGCUGGUGCGGGGGCAGGUAUUCCAGCGGGACGAGAUCCAGGCCCUUUCCUGGGGUGCGGUGGCCCGUGAGCUGGCGGAGCUCGAGGGCUUGCCGGAGAUUCGAAGGUAUUUGUCGGCUCUCCGGGGCUCUUUCUGGGCGGCCUACGUGCGCGAAGAGCAGGGAUCGAGAUGCCUCUAUGCCGCCACGGACCUCUCGGGGGUCAUGCCGAUGUGGCUUGGCCGGAGUGAGGACGGCUGCGAGCUCAUGGCAUCUGCGAUGUGGCCACGCAGACUUUUCCCCGCGGCCGUCGUCCCAAAUCUCCGUCAGGCUUGCCCACGCAUGGUUUACCGCCUCGCCGCCUCGGGCUGGGCGUCCUCGGCGCCCGAUCCUUUCCAUGGGCUCCAUGCGCCGAUCACUUCGGGCACCUCGGAGAGCUCGGCGCUCGAAGCGCUCGUGGUCCAAGCAGCCCGGCGCUGCGUGGCUGGGGAGGAUAAGAAGAUCAAGAACAAGUACGCCUACCCAGAAGACUUGCUUGUGGCGGAAGCAGCUGCCAGAGAGAUGAACUUGGAAUGGAAGCAUCACGUCAUGGACCUGACUGAGGACGGGCUGCGCGUGGUGCUUAGCGGCCUGGGUUCCGAGGAGGCCUUCGCCGGCUACCAGCGCCACGCCAGGGCCUGCGUAGCCGGGGACGAGGCAACCUCCCGGGAUCGCACCCUGGGCUUGGCGCAGAUGUGGCACCGCGAUCUGCAGCGCGACUUCAUCCUCGCGUCCUUGGCGGGCGUGGAGAUUCGUUACCCAUUUUUGGACGCCGACCUCCUGGAUGUAGCCCUGCACCUGCCGGCUGCAGAGAUCUUGGCAAACGAUGCGGCUAAACGGAGGGACCAGGUGGCGGGAGAAGGCAAUCCGUUUCAUCAGGCAGAUUUCGUCAUGUCCGUGCCCGGCGCAUCCCACUCUCCAGUAGCGCUGCUGCUGACCAGUGGGUAUCACAGCAUUCAGGUGUACUGCCUCUUGACAAGUUGGCGCUGUGAGAUUUCUUGUGUGGUGGGCUCUGUGAAUGAUGGGGGCCGGGCCGCAGCCUUCGCCAGAUCCGUGCAGCUGCCGCUUCUGGACAUGAAAGUUUCCAUGUCAAAGCAUGGCUAUGACAUGGAGUCCCUUACGGAUGCACUGAAAGCAGCGAAGGAGCACUACGACAUAGAAGGGGCUGCUUGCGGCCACGUGUGCGAUCUGGAUCUUUGGGGUGGUGUGGCCGCGGCCUGCGAUGUAGUGGGCCUGCGCGCCUAUGCCCCAGAGUGGGGUGCCUGCUCGGAGGUUCAGUCCAGUAUGCGCCGCCUCGUCCAUGAUGGUACGGUCCUCCAGCUGACGAAGUUUCCCGACCCUGCUUUUCUGGGCUGUACCGUUGCAACCCCAGGAGAGGCAGAUGAAGUUCUAUCUACGUUGCGCAGCAUCUGUGGACCUCAUGCGACCGACGACACAGAUGGGGGCUACGUGGAUUGUGAAUUCGUAUCCAAUCGUUUCUUGCCUUGCGGUGUCCGCGAGAUCAAGGGCUUAAGCAUCAGUGACAAAGUGCGCUCAAGGGAAGCCCCUGCUCACGAAGGGACUUCGGAAAAUGGCUCACCAGCAAUUCGGAGGUCGGGACAGCUGGUGCUGGUAUUAAGAUUCCCUUGCAGUCCCUACCCAUAG
Messenger RNA from Symbiodinium necroappetens, 1830 nucleotides. The record is from the annotation of a GenBank genome assembly. Lineage: Eukaryota; Dinophyceae; Suessiales; Symbiodiniaceae.